Lucilia sericata (common green bottle fly) is the source of this 873-nucleotide messenger RNA. Its product is annotated as lectizyme-like. Gene Ontology annotation, biological process: proteolysis. Gene Ontology annotation, molecular function: serine-type endopeptidase activity. The transcript has a single exon. The record is from RefSeq and is a predicted model, not a curated record. NCBI's taxonomy places the organism in Eukaryota, Metazoa, Arthropoda, Insecta, Diptera, Calliphoridae. The coding region runs from base 14 to 838 and encodes 274 amino acids.
UCAGUAACACAACAUGAAGUUCUUAGUAGUUUUCGCAGUUUUGGUGGCUUGCGCCCAUGCUGGUAGCCUAUCGAAUAUUGCCCAAAAACUAAUACCCAGUUUUGCUAGUGAUUUUGUUAUCAAGGGUCAUGAAGCAGUACCUCAUUCAGCACCGUAUAUUGUUUCAUUAAGAAAUAAUAUCAAUCUUGGUCACAAUUGCGGUGGUACUAUCAUUGCUAAAGAUUGGAUUUUGACUGCUGCCCAUUGCAUUAGUAAUCCUGUUGGCAUGGCUGUUGUUGCUGGUUUACACGAACGCACAAAUCUUGAUGAGAAGACACAAACUCGUAUUGUCGAUUGGGGAAAGGUUCAUGAAAAAUACAAUAAUGGUGUUGGUCCUUAUGAUAUUGCCAUUUUGCAUCUCUCUGAACCCUUAGAAUAUAACCAAUACGUUCAACCUGCUGCAUUGCCUGCCGUUGAAGAAAUUCACUCUGGUGAGAUUCAUUUAUAUGGUUGGGGACAGCCUAAAGCUUACAUCUUAAGUGGCGCCAAGCUUUUGCAAACUGUUGAAACUCAAAUUCUUGAAUAUGAUGCCUGCAAAGCUACUCUACCUGAAGAUGCUCCCAUCGAUGAAAGCAAUAUUUGCUCCGACUCUUUGAAAACUAGUAUUUCCGCUUGUAAUGGUGAUUCCGGUGGCCCUUUGGUCAUUGAACGUGAAGGUGCUCCCUCUGAAUUAGUCGGUAUUGUUUCCUGGGGCUAUAUUCCUUGUGGUUUAGCUAAAUUACCUUCCAUCUAUACACGUGUCUCUGCUUAUAUUGACUGGAUUGCUAAAAUCCAAAAUGCCUAUUAUGUUUUGUAUUAAAUAUUUAUCCGUUAGAUAAAGAAAUUAUGAAACAA